CUGACUAAUGGGUAAUGAAGCUGUCACUCCGGCACCUACUUGUUGGGUGUUCGCGCAGCGGAGGAGCUGAGAGCGGAGUUGCAAAGCGGAGCCGCCGCCGCCGGUGCUGCUGCUGCUGACGCCGAUCCCUCUCGCCGGUUCGAGGCUGAGAAGCGCUCGCGCCGCCGGUCCCCUGCUCCAGCCCCGGGGGGAGAGCGAGGCUCUCUCGGCUCGACCGCGGCGCCCGAGGGGAUCGCCAACGGGUCGCCCGGGGGCCCGGGAGCGCCACGCCGCCGCCGAUGCGAGUCGUCCUGGCCGCGGCCGGUCGAUGGCUUGUCGGGUCCUCUUCGGCUGUCUUCCCUGAUCCGGCGGCGUUCAGCUGGGAGCAGCAGCAGGCAUGCUGGAUUGUGGCAGGCGGCCCCGGGCUCUCCUCGCCGCGGCGCUUCGGCUCGGGCUGCUGCUAACUUGGUGGGCGCAGGUCUCGGAGGCCUCGGGCUAUUUCGAGGUGCAGAUCAACUCGGUGAAGAAUGUCAACGGCGAAUUGUUGAAUGGGGAAUGUUGUGAUGGCGUGAAGAACCCGCAGAACCUGGACUGUACCCGGAACGAGUGCGACACUUACGUGAAGGUCUGCCUCAAGGAAUACCAGUCCAAGAUCACGCCCACGGGAGCCUGCAACUACGGCUCCGGAUCUACUCCGGUUCUCGGUGGGAAUACUUUUUACCUGACCAGCCGCAGUUUGCACCAGGGCAGGAGUCACGACAUGGGCCGGAUCGUCAUCAAUUUCCAGUUCGCCUGGCCGGUAAGGGCGACUCCUUCCCUCUUUCGUGCCCCCCCGCCCCGUACUUUGCUUCGCGCACUCAGAAUCUAG
Molecule: messenger RNA, 847 nt
Organism: Gekko japonicus
Lineage: Eukaryota; Metazoa; Chordata; Lepidosauria; Squamata; Gekkonidae
Product: protein jagged-1-like
Exons: 2
Coding region: 377-847 (156 amino acids)
Biological process (GO): Notch signaling pathway; multicellular organism development
Cellular component (GO): membrane
Source: RefSeq, a predicted model, not a curated record